GUAAUUUGCUUUCCAAAGCUUAAUUUCGAUUUUCCCAGAGAAAACGUCAGGCACCAUUCAACAUGGGCUUGAAAUACGCAAUCAAAAGCUAGUUAUAGCUGAAAUAUUGCUCUAAUUGUAGUGUUAUUGUUACUUUAGUUUCAUUUUGUAUGUACAUUGUGUAACUCUUAAAUUAAUUGAAAAUGGAAACGUUUUUCUUAGGAUACCUCGGUUAUGGCGUUUGUUGAUCACUAAAUAAUUUCGUUCGGUUGAUAGUUUUCUUUCCAUUUGAUGUCUGCUUUUCGUUUUUAAUCGUAUCUUUUGUUCGUGUUUACGUGUUACUUGAAAAUGGUGAAGGAAAAGCCCAAUUCUAUACGGAUUUAUGACGAUGAGGGAUUCAGGCGCCGUGCGGCUUGUAUAUGCGUGCGCUCGGACGCCGAAACGGAGGUGUUGCUAGUGACGUCCUCCAGGCGGCCGGAUAACUGGAUCGUGCCCGGCGGCGGCGUGGAGCCUGAGGAGGAGCCCUCGGUCACCGCGAUGAGGGAGGUGCUAGAGGAAGCCGGCGUCAUCGGCAAGCUGGGGAGAUGCCUUGGAGUGUUUGAGAACCGUGAGCACAAACACCGCACGGAAGUUUACGUGAUGACGGUGACGCAGGAGCUGGCGGAGUGGGAGGACUCGCGGCUGAUGGGGCGCAAGCGCCAGUGGUUCAGCAUCGAGGACGCCCUCGCUCAGCUCGCGCUGCACAAGCCCGUGCAGCGCCACUACCUGCAACAGCUGCAGCGGUCCAAGCAGAAGCCCGAUACUGACGACCCCGGCAGCUAAGCGUUGUCACACUGCAGUUUGUUUCAGAUAACAAUUAGCUUUUGACAUGUUUGGCGUACCAAGUGUUAUUGUCUGCAUUGGGUUGAUACUACAAGAAAUUAUAUACAAUCAAAACCAUACCUUUUCUAAUCAUUUAAAAUGCAUAAUUUUUUAGGGAAUCAACCAGUUAAAAUUGUUUCAAAAAUCAUGAUGUAUUGGUUAUAAUGACCCAGAUUCAAGUCCCAGCUAUUUGUAGUGUGAAAAAGUAACACUGAUUGUUACAACUAAAUAUUUAUUGGCUUUUACGACCUAAUAAUUGUGGUCCCUUUGUUGUAACCACAUACAGUUAAAACCACAACAACAUUUACAGUGACACAUCAGUUAUAAUGACAAACAAAACUAGUCCCAGCUAUUUUUAA
Molecule: messenger RNA, 1199 nt
Organism: Maniola jurtina (meadow brown)
Lineage: Eukaryota; Metazoa; Arthropoda; Insecta; Lepidoptera; Nymphalidae
Gene: Aps
Product: diphosphoinositol polyphosphate phosphohydrolase 2
Exons: 3
Coding region: 328-801 (157 amino acids)
Biological process (GO): diadenosine hexaphosphate catabolic process; adenosine 5'-(hexahydrogen pentaphosphate) catabolic process; diphosphoinositol polyphosphate metabolic process
Cellular component (GO): cytoplasm; nucleus
Molecular function (GO): diphosphoinositol-polyphosphate diphosphatase activity; endopolyphosphatase activity; bis(5'-adenosyl)-hexaphosphatase activity
Source: RefSeq, a predicted model, not a curated record